CACAAGCGUUUUGUAUAUCUCUUCGGUGGAGUGAACUGUAUCGCGGAAAAUGGAUUCUCGCAUACUUCAUAUAUAGUAUCAUCACGGUUUCCGCCGUUGGCAGAGAGAUCCAUCUCAUUGCAUGCUCAAUGUUUCUGAGCUGCUUUAUGGGAUGAUGCAUGGUGAGAUAUAAGCAGAGAGUGAAUACUCUGGAUUUCGUAAUCUGUCCAAAGAUAUUAUUAACUCACAGUAGCUUGGAUCUGAGCUUUUUAGUUUGUUUGUUUCCUGCGUCUUUUUGUACAACUUUACUACAAUUUUGAGAUUAUUUACUUAGAAGUUAGAACAGAUGCUCUGUAGAAUGUGUUGCGAUAGCUUAACUAAUAUAUAGCCUGUGAUGUUUUAUUAUUCAAUUUCUAGGUGAAGUUUUCGAUUAGUUUGUGUUGUGACAUACCAUAUAUAUAUAUAUAUAUAUAUCCAGGUAGAUAGAUUAUCUCAAGUAACCAAAAAAAAAACAAAAAAAAAACCCUCAAAGUCUCUCCGCCGCUCCAAACAGAUCUAAAACCUAAAUUUUCCUUUCUCUCUCCGAUCGAAACCAUGUCUGAUGUCCCCGUCAAGCUCUCCAGUGAAACAGUAGUCAUCUGGGACUUGGAGGAAUGCCCGAUCCCAGAAGGUCUAGAUGCUUCCGAUAUUUGUAGAAACGUGAAUGAGUCGCUUCAUCAGGGUGAGGGUUAUGUUCUAUUCAGGGCUCACUUCGACUUUUUUAAGUUCAUUGGUGAAAUUGGAGGUAGAUAUGUAGAAAUUAUACACGUACCUUCAGAAGCUAGAGGAGAGACGUAAAAAGAUUUUAGUGGAAUUGUUAGGAUUUGUAGUCAGAUGCUAUUACACACCAGUAAACAUGAUGCUCAUCGUUGGAGACAUCUCAGAACAAGGGCUCUCAUCUUUUUGAAAAAUCAGAAUUUCCACAAUGUUUUCUUGGCACUGCCUCAUGUUCCAUCAUCCGAGGAGGUCCUUGAUACAGUAAGUGGGUUUUGGCUUUGGAAAAAGCUAUCGCUGGGAGAAACUCCUCGUUUUUUCUCUCCCAUUCCAAAUGUGGGCGUUGCGAGGCAUAUCGACUUGUCCUGUAAGAACGCAGACAGUAAGAAGACAUGUGUUUUCUGGGACGUCGUGGAUUGCCCGGUGCCUGAAGGUUACGGUGGUGUUAGGGAUGUUUCGCAGAACAUUAGACAGUCCCUUAAGAAAUCCGGUUACAAGGGUGAGGUAUCCAUCAAUGCUUAUGUGAAUCAGACCAAUGAUGAUUUUAACGAGUAUGCUUCUACCGACCCGGGAUUCAAGAUCAUACUUGCUCCACAAGGAGAUAGAGAUGCUAGACUUGAGAUGCUUCUAGUGGACCUUAUGAUCUGGGCAAUUGAAAAUCGUCCACCUGCAAAUUAUAUGCUUAUCCUUGGGGACAUCUUCGUGGGAGAUGAUGAUUACAGGGAGUUUGUCAAGGCAUUUGUCACCUUGAAAGGUUACACGUGUCUCUUGGCACAGCCUCAAAAGUCUGUAGUGAUGGAUUCUGCGGUAACGAAAUGGCUUUGGAAAAGCCUAUCAACUGGAGGAGACCAUCUUGAUGAUGCUGCCCUAAGUGAAAGUUCACAAGGUACUGACAAUAAUAAUUGUAUGGUUAGCUCAGGAGGAGACCAUCUUGAUGCUACCGCCCAAAGCGAAAGUUCACAAGAUAUUGACAAUAAUACUUGUACGGUUACCGUUGGAGGAGACCAUCUUGAUGCUACCGCCCAAAGCGAAAGUUCACAAGAUAUUGACAAUAAUAAUUGUACGGUUACCGCUGGAGGAGACCAUCUUGAUGAUGCUGCCCUAAGCGAAAGUUCACAAGGUAUUGACAAUAAUAAUUGUACGGUUACCGUUGGGGGAGACCAUCUUGAUGCUGCUGCCCAAAGCGAAAGUUCACAAGGUAUUGACAAUAAUAAUUGUACGGUUAGCGCUGGAGGAGACAUCUUGAUGUUGCUGCCCAAAGUGAAAUUUCACAAGGUAUUGACAAUAAACUUGUACGGUUAGCGCUGGGGGAGACCAUCUUGAUGCUGCCCAAAGCCAAAGUUCACAAGGCUUCUACCCAAUAUCUCCUUCGGUUGAUAAAAGCACUGUGAAAGCCGCAACACGCUCUUCUUGCCGUCGGAUAGAAACACGCUCUUCUUGCCGUCCGAUAGAAACCAUGUCUGAAUUCUCUGACACUAAGAAGACAUGUGUUUUCUGGGACGUCGUGGAUUGCCCGAUGCCUGAAGGUCACGGUGUUAGGGAUGUUUCGCAAAACAUUAGACAGUCACUUAAGAAAUCGGGUUACAACGGUGAGGUAUCCAUCAGGGCUUAUAUGAAUCAGACCAUGGAUGAUUUUAACGAGUAUGUUUCUACCGACCCCAGAUUCGAGCUCAUACAUGCAGAAGGGGAUAGAGUUGCUAGACUUGAGAUGCUUCUAGUGGACCUUCUAAUCUGGUCAAUUAAUAUUCGUUCACCUGCAAAUUAUAUGCUUAUCCUUGGGGACAUCUUCGUGGGAGAUGAUGAUGAUUACAAGGAGUUUGUCAAGGCAUUCGUCCGGUUGGAAUUUAGACAUUUCACAUGUCUCUUGGUACAGCCUCAAAAGUCAUUAGUCAUGAGAGAUUAUGUGGUAACAAAAUGGUGGCUUUGGAAAUACUUAUCAACUGGAGUUGACCAUCUUGUUGCUGCCCAAAGCGAAAGUUCACAAGGUGUUGACAAUACUUGUAGUGUAGCCUUGAAGUUUCUCUUUCAUUUUAUUGCAUAAAACUCGGCAUAAAACUCGGUUUUGAAACGCUGCUAUCCAAAAUGGAAAAAAGAUUGCAAGUGAAAGCAGAAUAAUAUAUUUCCUUUUUUUUUGGAUGCGGUAGCUCUUGUACUGCUGUGGGAUCUUGUUUUUCUCUUUUUAAAAUGAAAGAAACUAAAUGUGAAUUAAAAAAAAACAUUUUGUUCAUUACUCGAAUGUAUAUCUCAUUCUCUCCUCUUUGUAGUGAGAGUAUAGACAUAUUGUUGGAGAUUGUAUAAGUUUUGGUUUAGACUGGCA
This is a messenger RNA of Camelina sativa (false flax), 3049 nucleotides long. The record is from RefSeq and is a predicted model, not a curated record. Lineage: Eukaryota; Viridiplantae; Streptophyta; Magnoliopsida; Brassicales; Brassicaceae.